This is a messenger RNA of Ostrinia nubilalis (European corn borer), 2222 nucleotides long. RefSeq names its product innexin inx7 (gene Inx7). The coding region runs from base 129 to 1394 and encodes 421 amino acids. Gene Ontology annotation, biological process: phototransduction. The record is from RefSeq and is a predicted model, not a curated record. Gene Ontology annotation, molecular function: gap junction channel activity. The transcript is spliced from 8 exons. Gene Ontology annotation, cellular component: gap junction; plasma membrane. Lineage: Eukaryota; Metazoa; Arthropoda; Insecta; Lepidoptera; Crambidae.
GCAGCAGGCUUGCUCACGCGCAGUCUUCACGCCAGUGUAAUAUUUGGCCAUCAAUCGACAAUAGUUUUUUAGGUUUUGUGCAUAGACAAGUUCCUUUUUCUCGUAAAAGACGUAGUGGCGGCCGCAAGAUGUUGGUGGCGACCUUCAACACGCUGACGCCUCGAAUGAGGUUCAGCUACAAGAAGCCGAUCAUCGAGAACUUCGCGUUCAAGCUGCAUUACCAGAUGACGGUCACCAUGCUACUCGCCUUCGUCAUCCUGGUCUGCGCCAGGGAGUACUUUGGGGACCACAUCAGGUGUCUGUCAGACCAGGGAGUGCCGCCAAACGUAAUACAGACGUACUGCUUCUUCAUGGCUACGUUUACGAUUGUGCGGCAUUACAACGAGAGCCUGCUGCAGUCUGGGUUCCUUCCACACCCAGGAGUGGGGCCCAUGUCAGGCGACGAUAAGAUCCUGCACCACACCUACUACCAGUGGGUCCCGUUCGUCCUGUUCAUCCAGUCGAUAUGCUUCUACAUGCCGCAUUAUAUUUGGAAGAAGAAGGAAGGUGGACGAAUAAAGGCUCUAGUAGAUGGACUGCAGUUUGCAGCUUUGGCUCUUGAGCAAGAGUCGGACAUCACUGUGCAAGGACAGACUGUGCCAUCAAAGGCUACACUUGACAACAAAAUCAACGUGAUUAGGAAAGAUAUUUUACUGAGAUUGAGGAUAACCCGCACCUGGUCCACGUGGCUGGUGGCGAUGGAGAUCACCAACAUGCUGCACGUCAUGUUCCAGAUCUGGAUCAUCAACGUGUUCCUCAACGGGCACUUCAUGGACCUCGGGCCUAGGGUGCUGCAGUUCAAGCGGUGGGACGACAUUGCUGACCCGUUGGAGACUGUAUUCCCUAAGGUGACGAAGUGCAUCUUCCACAAGUACGGUCCGAGCGGCUCCAUCCAGCAGCACGACGCGCUGUGCGUGAUGGCGCUCAACAUCAUUCAUGAAAAGAUCUACACGGUGCUCUGGUUUUGGCUCCUGUUCCUCUUCAUUGUGUCUGUGCUAGCUGUCAUCUGGCGAGCGGCUUCUUACUUUUUCUACCGACGGUCCUUGAAGUUCAACGAGAUGAUGUUCCGCCAAGCGACGAACGGCAAGUUCGACCCGUACAACGUCAUCAGAGUCGUCAAUGGCUGUCAGUUCGGGGACUGGCUGUUCCUUUACUAUCUGGCGAAGAACAUGAGCAGUAUAGUCUUCCAACAACUGUUCGUGGGCCUGGCUGAGGAGUUGCAGAAGAGAGACAUGCCUUACGUCGACGAAGAUGACCUUAAUCAUGAAGAUAAAGGCGCUGAGCCCGUUCUGAUAGGGAAGAUUCACUACGACGACGAAACUCUACCUCUGAAAGACGAUAAGAAGUCCUCGUAAACAUUGGUACAUGAGGUAUAAUAUUCUACCACGUAAAAGGUUGUCCGAUCUGCCACUAUUGAUGAUUCGUAUCAAAUACAGCGGUCUUUGAGAAAAGGGAAAGCUCUUUUAACAAGAAAAGUAAUUUCGAUAGUGAUAGUCCAAUGAAAUUACUCAUAGGCCAUUUUACCCCUAUUUUAUAAGGGCUGCUGUGAUGCUGUUGAAAACAUUAAGGUGUAUGAGUGUAUUUUGUGUUGUAAAUGCCAAAGGUUACUUCAAUAGGUGGAUAAUUUAUACACAUAUUAAAGGAGUUUUAAGUUAGACAUAAUAAUAGAAGAUUAGUCAACUUAAACGGACUAAGAUUCUAUAAAUUGAGUUAAGAAAACUGUUUAAUCCCUGGGAAAGAGACGAGAAAGUAUUUUUCUGACGUUAUCGUUUACAUACUUUGCAUAAUACAGUUAGUUGGAUUACGUAGUAUUACUUCUAAGAUAUUUUGCAUAUGAAAAUUGCUAGAUGAUGUGAUAUUGAAAUUUUUGAAUUACUUGUAUUUUUAUCAAAUUAUUGAUACUUAAGCAGGGUAAUAAAGCGUACCGAAUGAUCGACGAUUAUUUAGGCCGUAUAGAUAAGCUGCCAUUUUGGAAUCCAUAAGUAAGUUUAUUGUUAGUAAUUUAUGGUAGUUAGGUAGUAGGAAUAAUUGAAAUUUUAUGUUGUGAAGUUGCUUGUGCGAUGUAUGAGUGAUAUUUGAAAAUGAAUUUGGUAUUAUUGCUCAAAUAAUUUAUAAGAGCACUCUAGUUUAUAUUACAAUUAUCGAAUAAAAACGUGUUUCGGAUUAUUUCAACUCAAAAAUUA